Galeopterus variegatus (Sunda flying lemur) is the source of this 1325-nucleotide messenger RNA. RefSeq names its product CD8b molecule (gene CD8B). Gene Ontology annotation, cellular component: cell surface. The coding region runs from base 65 to 610 and encodes 181 amino acids. Lineage: Eukaryota; Metazoa; Chordata; Mammalia; Dermoptera; Cynocephalidae. Gene Ontology annotation, biological process: regulation of immune response. Gene Ontology annotation, molecular function: coreceptor activity; MHC class I protein binding. The transcript is spliced from 6 exons. The record is from RefSeq and is a predicted model, not a curated record.
CCUGGCCGCGCAGCUGGCAGCGCUCCACGGCAGCUUGGUCCUCCAGCAGACUCCUGGAUUCAUAAUGGUUCAGACCAACCAAAUGGUGAUGCUGUCCUGUGAGGCUAAAACCUCCUUCACUAACACACGCAUCUUCUGGCUAAGACAGCGCCAGGCUCCAAGCAAGUACAGUCACCACGAGUUCCUGGCCUCCUGGGACUCCACAAAAGGGACUGUGCGUAGCACGGAGGUGGAACAGGAGAAGCUGACUGUGUUGCGUGAGGGGACCCGGUUUGUUCUCAACCUCACAAGUGUGAAGCCUGUGGACAGUGGCAUCUACUUCUGCAUGACCGUCGGGACCCCUGAGCUGACUUUCGGGAUGGGAACUAACCUGAGUGUGGUCGAUGUCCUUCCUACCACUGCCCAGCCCACCAUGGAGUCCACCACCAAGAAGAGAGUGUGCCGGCUUCCCAACCCUGUGACCCGGAAAGGUCCUCCUUGCAGCCCCCUCACCCUCGGCCUGCUGGUGGCCGGCACCCUGGUUCUGUUGGUGUCUCUGUGUGUGGCCAUCCACCUGUACCGCCUGCGGAGGAGAGCCCAGCUUCACUUCAUCAAACAGUUUUACAAAUGAGCACAGAAUAUGCUUUGGUGUCCUGCUACAAAAAGACAUUGGUCAGUAAUGAGCAAGAUCUAGAAAAAUGAGAGAGAAGGAACACAUUCAACCAUGGAGAUUUCAAUGACCUGCGAAGUCGCCUGCUUUUAACUGCUGCAAGUUUUUUCUGUGGGCCUCAUUCCUGGGAGCAACUUGUUAGGUGGUCAUCGGGACUCUUAGAGAGAAGCCUUCAGAGCCCCAAGGGCACUCACAGAGUGUGCUGGAGAACUGAGUAAGAAAUGCUGCCCAUGACACCACUUCCAGCUCCUGGGCUCUCCCUGGGCUGGGACCUUUGGUGGUGGCCCUCCAGCCACCAUCUUUGCAAGUUGCUUUGCUCUGGUAGGGCAGAGUGAUACUGGGCCCUGGGUCUUUCGUGGAUGGUGCUGGAUGGCUCCCCCUUGGUCUCCCCAGGCGGGACUGACCUUCGUUGCAGCAAGAGGCCAGAUCCAGAUUGGGAAUGAGGCUUCAUGAGAGGGGCUGCCCAGCUCCCAUCAGCUCUGUCAGUCUCUGAGGCCUUCCUUUGGGGCUGGGAACCCGUGGAUUUGGAGGAAGAAGUUCACUUCUUCUUCCAUUAGGAAGUUUCUCAGCUUUCACUUCUACUGUCCCUUGGCUUGUAUAUUUCUUCUCUAACUUUCUGUUCUCUCUAUGCAAAUGCCUUGGUUGUAAAAAUAAAGUUGUGGGUUAAAGAUGCAAA